This is a messenger RNA of Poecilia reticulata (guppy), 1623 nucleotides long. The record is from RefSeq and is a predicted model, not a curated record. NCBI's taxonomy places the organism in Eukaryota, Metazoa, Chordata, Actinopteri, Cyprinodontiformes, Poeciliidae.
ACCUUGCAGGAGAAGCUUCAGGAAACCAAGCAACAGGUCGUGACCCUGCAGGAAGCCGAGCGAAAGGUCGCGACCUUGCAGGAGAAGCUGCAGGAAGCAGAGCGACGGGAGAAGGAGGAGAACCUUGCUGUCCAGGAAGUGAGGAGGAAGGAGGUGGAGCGGCGGCAGGAGCUGCUGGCUGUGGCUCAUGAGGCCUUAGCUGAGAAGGAUGCUGAGCUGGAGAAGAAAGCCGGGGAGAUCAGCAGGCUGAAGCUGGAGGCUCAGGAGGAGACGCAGCAGGUGAAGAGCCUCCGCCUGGAGCUUCAGAGGAAGGAGGACGACUCGUCAGACCUCAGAGAGAAGCUGGCCGACUACAGGAAGCAGGUCCAGCAAGUCCAGAAGGAGGUGUCGGCCAUGAGAGCAGAGGAGACGACCCUGAAGCAGAAGCUUUCUGACAUGGACAAAACCAGGAAGCAGCUGCAGUCGGACCUGAGCAGCAGAGACAGAACCAUCCAGCAGCUCAGAGCCGAGCAGCAGGACUCUAAGGCGUCCCAGCUCUACCAGGAGGCCUGUAAAGAGCUGCAGGCCAAGCAGCAGGUGAUGGAGGACAUGCGGCUGGCGCUGACUGAGCAGGAGGAGACGCAGCAGCAGAUGGAGCAGGUCCUGGACGACAAGAUGCGUCUGCUGCAGGAGCUCUCUGCAGAGGUGGAGAAGCUGAAGGGGAAGCUGCUGGAGCAGAGCGGCGGGUCCGGCCGACCUUCAGACGACCUCGGGCUGGCCAGAGACGAAGCUUCCCGAGCCCAGCAGAGCUUAAAGGUGUUGACGGAGAAACAGCAGGCUGAACGCAGGAAGUGGCAGGAGGAGAAGCUGUCUCUGAUUGGCCAGGCCAAAGAGGCGGAGGACAAGAGGAACCAGGAGAUGAGGAAGUUUGCAGAGGACCGAGAGCGCUACUGUCGCCAGCAGAGCCUCCUGGAGUCCAGGCUGGAGGAGAAGGAGGCGGCCAUGGAGAGCUGGAGGGCGGAGCGGGACACGCUGGUCGCUGCUCUGGAGGUGCAGCUGCAGAAGCUGCUGGCCAGCCAGGCGGACAAAGACAAGAUCAUCAAGGAGCUGCAGCAGCAGAGCCCAGCGUCACCAGCAGGGGCUAAUGGUUGCCGCCGUUCUCUCAGAGUGGCAGAGCUGCAGGCGGCUCUAGCGGAGAAGGAAGCAGAGAUUGUGCAGCUGAAGGAAAACAACCAGGGAAUCGCAGCAGAGCAGAGUGAGAGUUCUGCUCUGGCUAAGAAAGCAAAGGCUGAACCUCUGCAGCCUGAGAGGAGGGAGACCAGAUCGUCCGCCAGCAGUCGGGGUUCGUCCGGCUUCCCCUCGGUGCUGGAGUCCUCCGAGGUUUCCACGGAAACGGGCCGGACGAGCCGCUUCCCCCGGCCGGAGCUGGAGAUCUCGUUCAGCCCGCUGCAGCCCGACCGCCUGGCGCUGCGGCGGCAGGGCGACGACAGCGCCGUCACCGUCAAGAUCAACCGGACCGGACGCAAGAGGAAGAGCAGCGAGAUGGAGAAGGUAGGAGGAUUCAGACUGAACUCACCUGGAGGUUUACCUGAGAGAGAGCAGGAGGAGUACAGUCCAACUGUCGCUUAGUAAAACUAUAAAACA